GUGAGUUGCAUAAGGUUACCAAAGGCAACAGUGACAAUGGAGGUUGUCUCGGACUCGGUCCGCGGUUGAGAACGCAGGCCGGUAAUGCUGCGUCCUCCUGGCGCUGAUGCAGCGGAUCAGCAGCCUCGCUGCAUGCCGGGAGCGCGGCGGCCUCGCGGCAUGCUCUCUCGGGCUCUGUGCCUGGAAGAGGGGCCCGACCUGCAGCGAGCAGCCGGCCGUGCACCGGCAGUGGGCGGGAGGAGGUGUGCGUCCUUUCACCGGGCUGUCCGGAGCUCAGGGCCGGAGGUUCGUGUUCGCCUGUCAGAAACACAGACUGUUCGGCUCACAGCCUGAAGGACCUGACGGGCCGCCGGGGAGCCACAGCGGUCAGCCCGAUGUUUCCGUGGUCGGUAUCCCGGACCCGAUCACAUGGAUCCGGUGCAGAGUUAUCAUGUAUCUCGUCAAACUGAUCUUUGAGUUAGACAUGAACUCAGAGGAGUUUGAGAGAGGAGCGAAGCAGGCUUUGGUCCACGUCUCCCACAUGAUGUCCAGUGGAAGUUAUCACCAGCUGGUGGGGAUUGUGUCCCAUGAGAUGAUAGAUUAUGUUCAGACGAGGUGCAAGUCUCUCACCAAAGCUCAGAGACAAGAGCUGGCUGUCAAAAUGGAAGAUAUUAUAUUUCUGCUGCCAGAAGACGUGUCUGUCGUCGUUGAUGAAUACGGUAGAAAGUUCUGCUUCAUUGUCAUAAGGUUUUGGCUUCUGUCAACAUAUGAAGGCUCUGAUGACCCCGAGGGCACAAAGAUCUUCAAAGUGGCCUCCAGUGAAGACGGCAGCCCACAGAAGAAGAUAGUGACGGCUGUCUAUGAAUUCCACCGGGAGCUGACGAGAGGAGCUUUUCCUGACUGGACGGUCGAGACCGUUUGGCACUGGCACUGGAAACAGGCCGAGUGAUUUGACUCGACACUUAAAGGCUGUCAGGACACAACAGGGGAGUUGUGAUUGGCUCAAUUUACUUUACUUUAAACUUGAACAUCUGUGAGCAGGAGACUGAAGGAUCACAUGAAACGGGACCCAGAGUCACAACACUGAAGCUGUGCAAACACCUGAAGACCUCAGACCUACACCUAAUGUACAACUCUUCUAAACUGCCUGUGUCAGGUGGUUUUAGCUUAGAUAAGUUACAAAAUAACAAACACCGACAGAAAAACGCCACUCCCGGUCCAUUUGCCCACUUUUUUUCCGGAGCUUUCAAUCACAUCUCACACUCUUCCCCUGCAAUUGUCAUUUCUCAAUUUACAGUAAAUCUGUGACAACAGGUGCUUGUUUGUGGUCACUGUUGUCACAUGACCAAAGUUUAACACUUACUGUAGAGCACAUGAGAACAACUGAGCCUUCCUUAUGACAACUGAGAAAACUAUUCACUGAGGAAGACCAUGAGAUGUAGCUGAAAAUUCCAGAAAAACAACCUGAAGUGGAACUUUAUUUUCUUUUAUUGUCAAACCACUUAUCCAAGGUCAAGAAUGAACUCUGUUGAGUUUGUUAAACCAUUAUGUUGUAUCAAUAAAAUGCUCGAUCAAAGCACCAAACUGCACUGUGACCCUUUAAUUUACAAUGAAGUGAACAAUAAAUUCUUAGGCCUCUGCCUUAACCCUCUGAAAUC
Centropristis striata (black sea bass) is the source of this 1637-nucleotide messenger RNA. RefSeq lists its product as uncharacterized. Gene Ontology annotation, molecular function: ribosome binding. NCBI's taxonomy places the organism in Eukaryota, Metazoa, Chordata, Actinopteri, Perciformes, Serranidae. Gene Ontology annotation, cellular component: mitochondrial inner membrane. The transcript has 5 exons. The coding region runs from base 107 to 928 and encodes 273 amino acids. Gene Ontology annotation, biological process: inner mitochondrial membrane organization; protein insertion into mitochondrial inner membrane from matrix. The record is from RefSeq and is a predicted model, not a curated record.